Linum tenue is the source of this 1327-nucleotide messenger RNA. The record is from the annotation of a GenBank genome assembly. NCBI's taxonomy places the organism in Eukaryota, Viridiplantae, Streptophyta, Magnoliopsida, Malpighiales, Linaceae.
GCCAAGAGCAAAAGAACUUUGUUUUUGUCUACCAAAUUUCCUUAGCAAGUUCUCUGGAGCAAACAAGAAAAAAUGGCAUCAGGAAGCAGCUGCGACUGCGAGUCCAAGUUCCCACCAGAGAGCCAGCCAACUCAGCCGGCAAAGGAGUACUUGAUGAACCCUCUCCCUCAGCCCCUAAACCCUAAACCCUACAAACCCACCAACAAACUCCUCGGGAAGGUAGCUCUGGUGACAGGAGGAGACUCAGGAAUCGGGAGAUCCGUUUGCCUACACUUCGCCAUGGAAGGUGCUACAGUCGGGUUCACAUACGUAAAAGGCAUAGAAGACGUCGACAAGGACGAAACCAUCAAACUCAUCAAACAACUGAAACCCCCUUCUUCAAAAGACCCGAUCGCCAUACAGGCCGACCUGGGGUACGAAUCGGAGUGCCAGAGGGUUGUGGACGAAUUCGUCAAAGAGUACGAGACCAUCGACAUCCUGGUCAACAACGCGGGGGUCCAGUACUACACGAACUCGAUGGACGACAUAACUGAAUCCAGGCUGGAGAACGUAUUCAGGACGAACAUUUUCGCCUACUUUUUCCUGGCGAGGUUCUCACUGAAUCACAUGAAACGAGGCGGGUGCGUAAUCAACACGACCUCCGUCGCGGCCUACACGGGGAACGGCGAGCUGGUGGAUUACAGCGCGACGAAGGGCGCGAUCGUGAGUUUUACGAGGAGCCUGAGCUCGAUGCUCGUGGAGAGAGGGAUCCGGGUCAAUGCGGUGGCACCGGGACCCGUUUGGACGCCGUUGCAGGUCGCGGUGAUGCCGCCGGAGAGGACGACCACGUUGGGGUGCGAGGUGCCGAUGAAGAGGGCGGCGGCGGCUUAUGAGAUCGCGCCGUCGUAUGUGUUUUUGGCUUCGGAGGGUUGCUCUUCGUACUUCACUGGCCAAGUCCUGCAUCCCAACGGGGGUUUGAUCGUUAAUGCUUGAACGACGACGUUGCGUUUGAUGGCACGUGGUAGGCUGGUAGCUGUCGCAGUUAUAUAGUGUACUUUUUACCGUUGUGGUUGGUUGGGUUUACUUUUACCGUUGGAACAUUAAUGGGAAUCGUGUGUCUCCCAUAAAUAAUAGUGACUUGCAUCGCCAUUUAUGGAAGGAACGAAGAACAAAUUAAGUCCGUGCACAUCACAUGCAUGGUCAUAAAAACAGAGUUUGUUUCACGUGUACCCCCAAAAUGUUUCUGGACACGGUGAAUGGACCAGCUGGGUUGAAGUUGCUUAUAGCCCCAUUCAAAUUUGAAAUAUAUGUAAAUUUGUAACAAAAUUUUAAAAAAUAAAAUUGUAGG